Molecule: messenger RNA, 1485 nt
Organism: Budorcas taxicolor (takin)
Lineage: Eukaryota; Metazoa; Chordata; Mammalia; Artiodactyla; Bovidae
Product: keratin, type II cuticular Hb5-like
Exons: 9
Coding region: 1-1485 (494 amino acids)
Biological process (GO): keratinization; intermediate filament organization
Cellular component (GO): keratin filament
Molecular function (GO): structural constituent of skin epidermis
Source: RefSeq, a predicted model, not a curated record
AUGGCGAGCCACUCCUACCGCAACAGCUCCAGCUCCAGGGUCAGGGACUUCAGCUCCUGCUCAGCCGUUGUGCCCAAGCCUGGGGUGCGUGGCUUUGCCAACAGCCUGGCCUUCCACGGGGGCAGCCCCAGGGGCCCCGGCUACCGGCGUCUCGGGGGCUUUGGCAGCCAGAGCCUGUGUGCGGUGGGGUCCCCGCGGAUCGCAGUGAGUUAUGCGUGGCCCCUCAGAGGAGGGGGCAGCUUUGGCUACCGGGUAGGGGGCCUCUGCGGGCCUACCCCACCCUGUAUUACCACCGUGUCGGUCAACAAGAGUCUCCUCACGCCCCUCAACCUGGAGAUCGACCCCAAGGAGCAGUGCGUGAAGCAAGAGGAGAAGGAGCAGAUCAAGUGUCUCAACAACAGGUUCGCUGCCUUCAUCGACAAGGUACGCUUCCUGGAGCAGCAGAACAAGCUGCUGGAGACCAAGCUACAGUUCUACCAGAACCGCCAGUGCUGUGAGAGCAACCUGGAGCCCCUGUUCAACGGCUAUAUUGAGACACUGAGGCGGGAGGCCGAAUGCGUGGAGGCUGACAGUGGGAGGCUGGCCUCAGAGCUCAACCACGUGGAGGAAGUUCUGGAGGGCUACAAGAAGAAGUAUGAAGAAGAGGUGGCUCUCAAGACUACGGCCGAGAAUGAGUUUGUGGUGCUGAAGAAGGACACUGACUGUGCCUAUCUGCGCAAGGCUGACCUGGAGGCCAACGUGGAGGCCCUGCGGGAGGAGCUGAGCUUCCUGCAGUCCCUGUACGAUGAGGAAAUCUAUCUUCUUCAGUCGCAAAUCUCUGACACCUCGGUGGUGGUAAAGAUGGACAACAGCCGGGAGUUCAACAUGGACUCGGUUGUGGCUGAGAUCAAGGCUCAGUAUGAUGGCAUCGCCAGCCGCAGCCGGGCAGAGGUUGAGUCCUGGUACCAAACCAAGUGCCAGGAGAUAAAGGUCAUGGUAACACAGCAGGGUGAGAACCUCCGCAGAACCAAGGAGGAGAUCAAUGAGCUGAACCGCGUGAUCCAGAGGCUGACAGCCGAGGUGGAGAAUGCCAAGCAGCAGCGCGGCAAACUGGAGGCUGCCCUGGCCGAGGCGGAGCAGCAGGGCGAGGCGGCCCAGAACGAUGCCAAGUGCAAGCUGGCGGGGCUGGAGGAGGCCCUGCAGAAGGCCAAGCAGGACAUGGCCUGCCUGCUCAAGGAGUACCAGGAGGUGAUGAACUCCAAGCUGGGCCUGGAUGUGGAGAUUGCCACUUAUCGCAAACUGCUGGAGGGCGAGGAGAGCCGGUUGUGUGAAGGUGUGGGCUCCAUCAACAUCUGUGUGAGCCGUUCCCAGGGUGGCGUGAUCUGCGGGGACCUUGGUUCCACCGUCCCUCGUGGCCUGGGUGGCCUGGCCAUCAGCAACGGUGCUCUUUGCUCCCCCUCGGUAGGGGGAUUCUGUUCCAGUGCGAGAUCUGUGAGGUUUGCGUAG